Molecule: messenger RNA, 928 nt
Organism: Armigeres subalbatus
Lineage: Eukaryota; Metazoa; Arthropoda; Insecta; Diptera; Culicidae
Product: nuclear envelope phosphatase-regulatory subunit 1 homolog
Exons: 5
Coding region: 188-637 (149 amino acids)
Cellular component (GO): cytoplasm; Nem1-Spo7 phosphatase complex
Source: RefSeq, a predicted model, not a curated record
UUGAUGUGAUGAUGUGAGUGUUGUGUCAACUUUGCAGGAGAGUUUGCAUAAAAUUCUUCCAAAAUUUUGAAAUUUUCGGACUCAAGAUGAGUUUAUCUGUUGUGUAAAUUAUAAAUCGACUCAAAACACAAUAAAUUGAAAUUUCAAGCUGUAGUUUAAUUUAAUAAGUGAAAUUUAUUUUGGUAAUAUGUCUCUAGAACCCUCGGCUUGUGAAGACUUGAAGGCCUUUGAAAGACGCCUCACGGAAGUUAUAGCAGCAUUACAGCCCUCUACAUUGCGAUGGAGAAGUAUAAAGCUCGUUCUACUAUGCACCAUGUCGCUGAUUACGUUCGUCGGCGCGUUCUACUGGUUGACUGAUCCUCGUACCUCGAUUGUUCCGUUGAUGGACUCGCUUUGGAAUCAUCCCGUGUUCACAUUCUCUACUGCAAUCCUUCUCCUACUUUUUGUAUUUGGCAUCCACAAGCUAGUGAUGGCUCCGCAAAUCAUCACAUCACGAACUCGAAGCGUUUUGGCGGAGUUUAACAUGUCCUGCGACGAAACCGGCAAACUAAUCCUGCGCCCUCGACCAACGAACAAUUCGCGAUAUACCAACGGUAGCGGUGGCUCCGCCCGUAGCCCGAAGAAGACAAAGCGAUAGCGCGUGGGUUGGCCAAGUCCUGUCAAGGCAUGUGUGACUAUAGACGCGGAGGAAGCAGGGUUGAUACAAACGCCAAAUGACACAAACGAUGCUCUUUUUUAUUCUCCUGUCAGUAAGGGAGCCCUAUUGUAAAUAGUUCAUCGGAAAUAGUUUUACUUGUAUUGCUCAUCGUUUUGCGGGUUGAGAUAAACUUUAAUAUUAACAAUUGAAGAUUUUGAUUUUCGUGUUUUAUAAAAUGUAGUUGGUUUUGGAGGAUUGUGGAAAAUAAAGACUUUUGUUGAAAAAAGUUAA